Molecule: messenger RNA, 1293 nt
Organism: Recurvomyces mirabilis
Lineage: Eukaryota; Fungi; Ascomycota; Dothideomycetes; Mycosphaerellales; Teratosphaeriaceae
Exons: 2
Coding region: 1-1293 (430 amino acids)
Source: RefSeq, a predicted model, not a curated record
AUGCGUUCCAUCAUCGCACUGGUCCUGCUCGCCAUGACCUGGCGGGCCAUAGCAUCAUACACGCACCCCAACGACGUCCUCGUCCUGCAUACCCCGACUCGCACCACUAAUGCACUCGUUGCUACCCCAGUCUACUCGUACUCCUCCUCAGACAUCGCUUUCCAGAUGACUGGUCCGACCACGGCUGUCGGCAACGUCCAGUACGAAGUUCUACAGCAUCAUACGACGCUUGCUAUCCCCACGUCAUUCGCUAUCCCGACAUUGGUUCAACCUCAUCAAUUUGCAGCUUUGAGCGCACAUAUUGACCGGGCUGCAAUAACUUCGAUGCUUAGCCAUAAUAAGCCGUACAGCUGCGACAAGAAGGACCACCGGUACAACGACACCAUCUGCGUGUUCCAGAAGUGCAUGUCGAAAUUCAGAGAUCCCAUCUACAUCACGACUGUUUUCACUCCUGCUCACUGUAACUCCUGUGGCUGGUUGACGCGACAGACCACGCUCACUGGAAAUCAUUGGGGUGUGGUCGAUCGAGACUGCCUGUAUUACCCUUCGACGCUCAUCGUGACGACCGAUCGACUUGGAACAGAAUCAGCAGUCCCCUCAGUCACCAUCCCGAGGAAGGACAAGAGGAUACGUGUCCAUUAUCACGACCCACCGAGUUGCUGGAGCAAAGUCACAUGUGCUCAUGAGUGUCUCAUCGAAGCCAGGGAUUAUCGUGGCUUUUGGGACAUGCGCGAUACCGACAAUUGGCGCACUAUGGCUCCAUAUGUGUUUUGGGCCGGUUUCUGGUUGCUGCUCUCGAGCUUGUUUUCAUGCUGUUGCUGUUGCCUCCCGUGUCGAUCUCUACGCCGCAAGCAGAGGCAAAACAUUGAGAAGCCCACCGAGACCACUGAAGAGGUCGUUACGACAACAGAGACAGCAGAUACUGCUGAUCAAGGUACCCUAGGACGCCGUGCCGAAGAAGGCCGCGGCCAAGUUCAUUUCGCUGAGCCUGCUGAGACUGCUACUGGUGCUGGUGGAUCCCAGGUCUUUACCACUCAUGCUGGCGGGACUGUCGUCACUGCACCCGCCCAUGCCGUCGAACAUGUCGUCGAAGAGGCUCCCAAGGCCACUGAGAAGGUUGUCAGCGUCCCUGUUGAGGCUGCCGAGCAUGUCGAGACCGUUGCCGCCCACGAUGGCACUGCUGAAGUGGCCGAGGCGGUCAACACGGGCAGCGAGAUGGCCGACAUGAACAGCAUGCGUGGCCGCAAGCGCACCAAACAGUCGCGUGGUGAUGUCCUCAACCUCCGCUUCUGA